GUGAAUGAUUACUCUGAGUUAUUGAAUGGGCUUGUGACUUCUUUUAUUAAAUAACUACAAUUUAAUCAGAAGCUUAAACAAUCAAAGAAAAUGGCUAUGAACAAAUUAAUGCAUCCUAGAAACCCAUACAAAAAGAGGCCUGAUUUUAAACAGUUAGCUAUUGAUUUCCCAGAAUUUAGAAAAUAUGCAAAGCAGGAUCUUUCAGGAAAAAUAAAUUUCAAUUUUAAGGACCAUGGUGCUGUUUGGGCUCUGACAAAAUGCUUAUUGCAACGUGAUUUUGACUUAAAUGUCGAAAUAGUUCCAGGUCAUUUAGUUCCUACUUUACCUUUGAGGUUGAAUUAUCUUUUAUGGAUAGAAGAUUUACUAGAACUGUAUAGGCCUAAGAAUGUUAUAGGAAUAGAUAUUGGUACUGGAUCUAAUUGUAUAUAUCCCCUACUGGCUGCAAAAAAGUUUAAUUGGACUAUGUUAUGUACUGAAAUUGAUAUAGAAAGUACAAAAUGUGCUAUGCGUAAUGUUGAAAAUAAUUAUUUGAGUGACAAAAUAUCAGUUAAAGCGGUUACAGAAGAUAUCAUUCUCGAUGGGGCCUUGGAAGAAGAUACAUUCUAUGAUUUCUGUAUGUGCAAUCCUCCAUUCUUUGCCGAUUCUGAAGAAUUAUCAAUGGAAUCAAAAUCUAGAUCACCUUCAAGGAAGCCACCUAAUAAUGCUCCAUCAGGGGUUCCAUCUGAAUUAAUUACACCUGGAGGAGAAUCUGUGUUUAUUGCUCGGAUUAUUGCUGAUAGCUGUGUGCUCCAAGAAAGAGUAAGGAUAUAUACUGUAAUGGUUGGGAAAAAAUCAACUUUGAAACCUUUAAAGGAAAUGCUUAGGGAGAAUGAAGCAUGCAGCAUUGCAACUACAAUGUUUUGCCAGGGCCGAACAACUAGGUGGGGUCUAGCUUGGACCUUCAUACCCGGUUUAGAUUUAAACCAGGUGGAAAAUUCUCAGAAAAAAAACAAACAGCAUUCGUAUGUUCCAUUUCAGUACAAGAUACAGAAAGUAGAUGAAAAUACGCUUAAAUCAGUUCAAGAGAAACUUAUCAGUAUCUUAAAUGAUCUGCAGAUAGAGACUGAUUUGGAAGAUUGUGGAAAUUCAUUAAUGAUGACUUUAAAAGCGUUUGAGAAUACGUGGAUUAAUAGUAGACGAAAGCGUAGAAUGGAGAAGAAAAAAGAAGCAGAAAUGUCUAACAGUGAUAAAACCUCUCAGGAAUCAGAGGGAAAGAAAAGUAUUGAUGACACUUCUUGUAAGUCAGAAGGAACCAAUGUGACAGGUAAGACAGAAGAGGACACAAGCAAGUCUUCAAAUGGUAAUGAACAACAGGCGCAUUUGCCAGAAAAACCGAAACUAGAAAAUGCCUGCACUCCUGAAAUGUCUGGUCAAAAGAGGACAAAUCCAGACGAACUUGAUGAAAAACACUCUAAACGUCAAAAAUUAGAAGAAUAUUUAGUUGCAUCUUUAAUGUUAAAAGAUAGUGAUGAAUUAGAUGUUAUAACAUUAGAAUUAUAUUUUAUUGAAGGAACUGGCGGUAAGGAAGCUGCUAAUCAAUUACUCACAUAUGUUAAAAACAGACUGAAAUAAAUUUUUGAAUAUAUUUGACUAAAUUUGUUAUAUUCAUAAGAUGUAAAAAUUUC
This is a messenger RNA of Nezara viridula (southern green stink bug), 1664 nucleotides long. The record is from the annotation of a GenBank genome assembly. Lineage: Eukaryota; Metazoa; Arthropoda; Insecta; Hemiptera; Pentatomidae.